AUGGCGCCAAGAAACGUCCUCUUGCUCGUCGCAGACGACUUAGGAAAGCAGCUCGGUUGUUACGGCUGCCCUUACAUCAAAACACCAAACAUCGACAAGCUCGCCGCCGAGGGCACCAGGUUCGAUAAUGCCUUCGCAAGCACAGCAUCCUGCAGUGGAAGCCGCUCCACAAUCUACACGGGCCUUCACACCCACCAAAACGGCCAGUACGGACUCAACAGCGGCAAGCACCACUUCAUGACGUUCGACCACGUCGAGACCGGGCCUACUCUGCUAGCCAAGAAUGGGGUUCGCACGGGGAUCAUCGGCAAGGUUCAUGUCGGACCGGAUGCCGUGUACCCCUGGGAGUGGCGGGCUGAGAGCUUAACCAGAGACGUGUGGUGGUCUUCACAGCGUGCCGCAGAGUUCUUCAAUGUUUCCAAGGAGGAUGGUCGGCCCUUUGUGCUGACCGUUGGGUAUCACGAUCCUCAUCGCGAUCGUACGCGCGGUGGUUUUGGCAAUGAUGAGCCUGUUGAUGAGAGGAUCAAGAGUGUCAGCUACCGGCCAGAGGAUAUGGUUGUUCCCGGGUUUCUCUCGGACACUCCUGGUGUGAGACAAGAGCUUGCAAGUUACGCAAAAGCCAUCAGCCGCCUGGACCAAGGUGUUGGCAUGAUCCUUCAUGAGCUCGAAGAGUCUGGCUUUGCAACAGAUACCUUGGUCAUCUUUAUGAGCGAUAAUGGCCCUCCUUUUUUAAACUCCAAGACGACGCUUUACGACGCCGGCAUACGCCUUCCUCUCAUAAUCCGGCUUCCCGGCGCAGGCUCCUCUGUUAGCCCAAAUCUAGUCUCUUAUGUUGACGUUCUUCCUACGAUCUUGGACUGGAUCUUGGGCGAUGCCUCAGAUCAAGCCAAGCAGCAGCUUUCCGGUCGUUCCUUUUUCGACAUCAUCAACGAAAACCAUGAGCUCGCCAAGUGGGAUCACGUCUUUGGCUCUCACACAUUUCACGAAUCUACCAACUAUUGGCCGACACGUUACAUCCGCACAAGACGCUACAAGUAUCACCGCAAUAUUGCCUGGAGGCUUGACUUCCCCUUCGCCAACGACAUUUAUGGCUCGUUGACAUGGGAAGACAUUCGAAACGCAGAUGAGAAUCCAAAGAUGAUUGGCGAAAGACAGCUCAAGGACUAUUUCUUCCGUCCCGCAGAAGAGCUGUACGACUUGGUCAACGAUCCCAACGAAGUCAAGAACUUGGCCAAAGACCCGAAUCAUAAGGAAGUGCUAGAUGAGCUGCAAACCAGACUGGAAGACUGGCAGAGAAGAACAAACGAUCCGUGGUUGUUCCGAGACGGGAUCUCGGUCCUAUUAAACAAGCACCACCUCGAUGCUGGCUUUGAAGUGCCUGAUAAAUGGGAUCUCGAUAUUGAGCACCCCGAGACAAAGGGCGAUGGGGUAAAGAAGUACCAAAAUCUGCCGUUUGGCGUAACUGGUCCCAGAUCCUAA
Molecule: messenger RNA, 1479 nt
Organism: Colletotrichum orchidophilum
Lineage: Eukaryota; Fungi; Ascomycota; Sordariomycetes; Glomerellales; Glomerellaceae
Exons: 1
Coding region: 1-1479 (492 amino acids)
Molecular function (GO): arylsulfatase activity
Source: RefSeq, a predicted model, not a curated record